Messenger RNA from Solanum stenotomum, 384 nucleotides. Its product is annotated as ribonuclease 1-like. Gene Ontology annotation, molecular function: ribonuclease T2 activity; RNA binding. Bases 1 to 384 code for a protein of 127 amino acids. Lineage: Eukaryota; Viridiplantae; Streptophyta; Magnoliopsida; Solanales; Solanaceae. Gene Ontology annotation, biological process: RNA catabolic process. Gene Ontology annotation, cellular component: extracellular region. The transcript is spliced from 4 exons. The record is from RefSeq and is a predicted model, not a curated record.
AUGGCUCCUAUCCAUCAAGUUGUGAUAACACAAACCUCUAUGAUGAAACAGAGGGAGGGCCUCUACAUUAAUAUCAAAGACCUGAUAAGUAGCAUGCAAGAGAACUGGCCAACGCUAGCCUGUCCAAGAAAUAAGGGAACAAAAUUCUGGUCACACGAAUGGGACAAACGUGGUACCUGUUCCCUUUUUACUCUAGAUGAGCAUUCUUACUUCAAAGCAGCUCUGACCAUUAAGGAGAAGGUGAAUCUUCUUUCUGUUCUUAAGGAUGCAAGAACUGAGCCAGGAGGCUUUUACAGCUUGGAAGUGAUCAAGGAAGCUGUAAAGAAUGGAACUGGACAUGAAGCAGCAAUAGAAUGCAAUAAGGAUGCACUUGGUAACAACUAA